CCUUCUGGUGUUCAUGGCAGACUUUUCGUAUGGGAUGUCUCACACUCUUCACUCUGUUGUGGAUGAAGAUAAAUCUCUGAACAGAGUGAAACCAGCUGUGGUUUUCACUGACUUUGGUUUUCAUGACAAUGGAAUUUUUCCUCCCCACGAUAGAAAGAAAGAACCUCUUCCUCAGCCUCCUGCUCUGCUACAGCCUGUUCAGAGCUGCUGAUUCCCACUUGGUCAUUGAGGAGAAGACAGAAUGUGACCUGUCCAGCAAAAUGGACCUCUCAGAUCUUCCACCCAUCUCCAUAGUAGAUUUAACUAGAAGAUCCCAGAAAGUCAGCAGGAAAGAGGCAGAGAACAGGAAAUCUUCCCAGAAAAAGGCUGAACACAAGGCAUCUCUGAAGCCAAGGCCCCCGCCUGCUGCUAACUGUGUGCCAACCUUCAAAACCUGCAAGCCACACUUGAAUUCCUGCUGUCACUACUGUGCUUUGUGCAAGUGCCGCAUCUUCCAGACGAUCUGCAGCCAUGUCCAUAGGAAUCAGCUCCUCAGCCCUUCUUCUCCUGCUGCCAAGGACACUGCGUGUAUAGAGCCCAAAAGCAGGAAGACAUAUCUGAGACUUUGAGGAGGAAAGGAAAGAUCAGCAAAAGAUGAAUUUAUAUCCCACAUGUGCAUCUUGAAGCAAACCAUUCCAAGCAAUCAACCCCUUUCUUUGCCCUUUCUUGUUCUUCUCCCAGAACCAACUCCAAGGGUGAAUUCAGGCAGGAAUGUCCAUGUGCUGCAGCAACCAGGGGAAAAAAAUACAUCACAUGCUGUAUCAAGCCUUUAAGGCUCAGAAAGAGAUGAGUGAAGCUCAAGGCAACAGAAGAUUUUUUUUCUCUUGUUCUUGAAGUUCUUUGCCUUAAAUUUGAGGUAUCCAAGAGGGCACAGGAGGAAAACCUUUCUUGGUUAAACUCCCAGGAGAGCAAGGAGGGAGCAGACCCAGGAAGCAUCCCUGACAUUGAAGACACUUUAUCUGCCAGACUCCAGCUCUUGCUGUUUACCUCCUCUGUUCUGUACCUACAGUGUCUCUCCCCUGCUCCCAUACACUCUUUUUACUUCUGUGCUACUUCCUUGGUUUUAGCAUUUUUCCUUUAUCCAACUGCUAUUCCCAGUCACCACAGGAACACUCCAGGGCUAACCCACAUCUCUCAUGUUCUCUCCACCUGCCUGCACCAGGGUCUCUUCCAGUGCUCUUUAGCUUUCACAAUCAGAUUUUUUCCUAACCAUGAAUUUCUAAUCCCAAUCAGGAAUUUUCUAAUCCCCUGUGUAGCUCUCAUUGAGAAGACAGUUGUUUCCUGAUUUAUUUCUAAACACAGCUGAGGGCUACAAAAAUCUUCCAGGCAGGAAAAGACAAUACAGAUGACUCCAAAGGGGCUCAAGCCACAUGAAGGGGUGUUUUUAAUUCUAAAAAUCAGUCUAAAGCCCAGAAUUCAAAACUAAGGUCGUAUAUUGACAAUAAUUUUUGUUCAUACUAGAUAUAUAUAUAUAGAUAGAUGUCAGAUUAAUCUAAUGAAGAGCCCGAAUGACAACAGAAUGUCAUUGUGUUCCUUUUAUAUGGUACAUCAAUUGAGAUGUCUGAUACAAGUUUGAAUUCUUGUAAAUACACGUAAGUGUGUCUUUUAACCAGAUAUCUUGGCUCAGGAAUCUGUAAGCCACUCAGUCAUUAUGGAAAAGGAGAUGAGAAGGAAGAACAAUACAUCACAACGGAUUUCAGAAAGUGGCCCCUUCUUUUACUAGGUAAAGAUUUAGGUUCCAUCAAAUUGUUUCAAAAUUCUCAUAACUAUAACAAACUGUUGUUGAUUGAUACUAAAAACAUACCAAUAAUCACAGUACUUCUUAUGUGGAAACAAGAUCAUUUUCAUACCAGGAAGUCCAACUGGUCAGAAAAAUCAUAUUUUACCAGGGCCAAGAGGAGUGGGAGCAGAGGGAAGGGAAGGAAGGAAGGAGAGUCAGAAAUCCAACAAACAGCUGCUCUAGACUGCAGCUCCCACUCCAGCUUUGCAGAACCUCGGAAUGGCUGAGGUCAGCAGGGACCUCUGGAAGCCAUCCAUCUGGACCUGCUUGCCCAGGACCACGUCUGGGCAGCUUUUGAACAUCUCCAAGGGGGGAAACUCUACCACCUCCCUGGGCAACCUGUCCUGGUGCUCGGUCACCCUCACUCACCAUUAAAACCAGAAAAGAGAAGUUUCCUAAUGUUUGACUCUCUCCAGUAUGUCCCUGUCUCUCUCGCACUGGGGAGCCCCAAGCUGGGCCCAGCAGUCCAGGGAUGAGCUCCCCAGUGCUGAGCAAGGAGGGAUCCCCUCCUCGACCUGCUGGUGACAAUGGUCCCAUCAUGGCCCAGGGCACAGUUCACCUUCUGGUGACCCUUGGUCAUCUUGGUGCUCACCAAAUGCUUCAGGGCCUUUCCUGUCUCCCAGCUGGGUGUUCCCCAGAGUAUCCUGGGGUUGUUCCUCCCCAGGGACAGGACUUUGUGCUCCUCCUUGUUGAGCUGUCCAGCCUGGCUCGGUCCCUCUGGACAGCAGCUCAUCCCUCUGGCACAUCAGCCACUGCUCCCAGGCCUGUGUGUCCGGACACCUCUGAGAGCUCACUCUGCCCCAUCAUCCACAUCAUUAAUGGAGAUGUAGCACAACAUGGGGCUCUCAGACAAGGAUAUCAAAGUGCCAAGACCCACCCAAGGACCUAAACACAUGGCAGCUGACCCAGCCAAGGACAGGAUGGCACCUGUAGGCAACAAAGGAAAAGGAAAAAAGCUGCUAAUGACAGUAAGGGGACUUUAUAAUAUAGUGUCUAUCUGUAGUGUAUUUUUAAAUUUGAUUUAUUAGUAAGUCUUAUUUGUAACUGGAAUUGAUUAGAAAGAGGCUUUGCUUUCCUUGCUGUUCAUCUAUCACACCAAAGAAUAUAUAUAAUGAAGUACUGAAAUUGUUAUUAGCCUUAGUGACUUGACUUUUCUGGGUAAAGAUCACAUUGCAUGAGGUAUUGACACAGGAUACAGAAAUCAGUAAAAUAUGUAUACCAAAUAUUUGCUUCAAUGUAUUUAAUUUGAGCAGUUAUUUAUACUGAGGGGACGUUUGUAAGCAUAGGAGUCCCCCCGGGGUCCCAUUUGAAAUGUUAUCAGCACACAGACGAUAAAAUAUGCACAUGACAGAGUAUUUAAUUUUUAUCUGUCACACACCAAAAUGUCUCCACUGAAAACUUAUUGGAAUUCAAGUGUAGAGACAGCGCCAGGAAUGCUCUGUGACAGAGUCAUUGUGCCC
Messenger RNA from Corvus hawaiiensis (hawaiian crow), 3279 nucleotides. It is a transcript of the gene ASIP, whose product is annotated as agouti signaling protein. The transcript has 5 exons. The record is from RefSeq and is a predicted model, not a curated record. Gene Ontology annotation, cellular component: extracellular region. Gene Ontology annotation, biological process: hormone-mediated signaling pathway; positive regulation of melanin biosynthetic process; melanosome organization. Gene Ontology annotation, molecular function: neuropeptide hormone activity; melanocortin receptor binding. Lineage: Eukaryota; Metazoa; Chordata; Aves; Passeriformes; Corvidae. Bases 123 to 608 code for a protein of 161 amino acids.